GGCGGCGCUACAAGUGGCUGGAUUCGUAAAUUGGGAGCACACACGCGCGCUUCGUACGGUGCUCCUCGUACGGUGCUCCUCGGACCUUCCAGUUUCCUCUUCGCUGCUUGCGUAGACGUGUGCACGUUUUCUCUACCCUUCUUAGGAUACCCUACCCCUCGUCGAGUAUCAAGAAUAUUUUCCUACCUUCUCUACUGGGACACAUCCAAUUUUAUUCUACGAACAUUCGUUGUAGUUUUUUGUUGAGAGGAGCCCCAAUGGUUUACCGUAUCUCGGAAAGAUGAUCUUUUUUAAAGAAAAUGGGACAACUCGAAUGAAGCUUCAAUGUCGACGAAGAAGAACGGAAAGUGAGGAAAGUGUUGAUGGAUUUUGGAUUGAAUCAAUAUCAUCAUCAUCAUCGUUGUCGUUGUCGUAGUCGUCGUAAAAAAAAAAUCUGUUAAAUGAUCGAUCGAAAAUAACGAUCGAAAUGAUUUUCUCGUAGUUGAUCAAAAAGUGCGACACGAUAGCAGCAAGUGAAGUGGAAGAGUAAGAGAGAAAGUAAAAGAAAUCUUGAAAAUGAGCUUCUUCAAUUCUCUUCAGCAAUACGUGAGCGAGAGUGUGGCGAGCUUCAAUCUCAGCCCUAAGAGAUUCUCCUUCAGUCGAGAGGACUCAGCUGGUACGACAGGUAGAAGCGGUUCUAGCGGAAGUAUCGUCAAUGACAAUUCGAGUACACAUCAAUCGACUCCUCAUGGCUUCCCCAAGGUUGUUCCACCGCCAGGAACGAUACUUUCCUCAUCCUCGCAAGUUCGUUCACUUUCAAGAAGACGUACUCUUGACUGCUCGGUUCCGUCAGGAUUGAGCGUUCAUCCUGUUGCCGCUGCAGCAGCAGCCGCUGCGAAUGAUGGUUUAGUUGUCUGUGGUUCUGCUUGCGGUCAGAGUUCUGGAAAUUCCCCUUCACCACGAAGAGUUGGUUCCUUUCGUCGAAGUACAGCUGGGAUCAGUUCGGAUCGACCACCACUCAUGUUCUGUCGUCGCAGACCAUCCUGGCCAGAAUUUGACAUACAAGCUACUUCCGGUGUUCAAGAAACGGAUGGCUCGUUUUUCGAGAGUUUCACUGCUUUAUCAUGGAAACAAGAAAAUCGUAGACUGGUGGCACUUCAAGAAGUUGAAGCUCGUGCCAAGGAUGCACCACCGUCUUCCGGAGAUGUCAAUAUAAAUUCUUAUCAUUCUCGUCGAAUCAACAAAGAAGAGAUAGAAAAAUUAUACGUCGAAGUUCUAUAUACGAUCGCGAACACUGUGGGAGCAAGUACGGGUCAGUACGCUCACUAUAAAGAAGACCUUUAUGGUUACGCGCAGGAAGCGUUUGGUAUACCGCAGGAUCAACAUCGACGAUACCUCGAUAUUGCUUCGAAAGAGAAGCCCCCUAUCGUGGUACUAAGUGUAGUAGUUAUCGAAGCUGAAGGAUUAGAAGCCAAAGACGCAAACGGUUUCAGUGAUCCAUAUUGUAUGUUGGGCAUACAACCAGGCAAUACGAGCGCACCACUGAGCCCACAAACAAAUUUGUCGGCUCAUUCUCCUCACACACCUCCAGCUUCACCGAGACAAGCGGCUCGUGCUUUAUCCGAUGGAGGUGAGAACGAUAACUCCCAUCACGAAAAGCUACGAAAACAUCAUAGUUUCAGAUUAUCAUUCAAACGCAAAGAGCAUAACACCAGACGAGAACAUCGAGAAUCCUUUAGUGGAGCGGUUCCUGCCAAAUUUAUUCGCGCUACCACAGUGAAACCUCACACAUUGAGUCCACAAUGGAGAGAAAAAUUUCGCUUUGACAUCGAUGAUAUCAGCACGGAUAUCUUGCAUCUCGAUAUAUGGGACCACGACGAUGAAUCUUCGGUAUUCGACGCCGUAAGUAAAUUAAACGAGGUACGAGGUGUUAAAGGUCUUGGAAGAUUUUUUAAACAAAUAGCUCAAAGUGCACGUUCCGGUAGUCAAGAUGACUUCUUAGGUUGCGUGAAUAUUCCACUUCAGGAUAUUCCAAGCACAGGAUUGGAAAAUUGGUAUAGACUCGAGGCAAGAACGCAAAGGAGCAACAUACAAGGUAGAAUCAAAUUAAAGUUGUGGUUAUCCACACGGGAAGACAGAGGAACAUCCGAAGAAGAUAAUUGGGCUGAACUUAGACAACAGGAAAGACUUUAUACCGUAUUCCUUGAUCACGAAAUGAACAAACAAGGGGAAAACUUCACAGGUGAAUUACCAUUAACGGCACUGACAAUUCUUCACCAACACGCGGUGCAAGGUGACGUAACGGAAUUACAACAAACAAUGAUCAAAUGGAUCGCCAGUUCGAAACAUCCAGGUGUCGAUAUGAAAGUUUUGCAUCGUCUUCUUCAGGAAAUGGAUAGUUUAUGGCAUUUGAAAAAAACGGAAACGUCAUCGCGAGACGAGGAACAAUCUCUGGCAGAUUCUUUCAACGAUUUUUUAGAAGUAUCAUUGAAGAAAAUUCAACAACAUCGUACGUUAUAUCCACCAUUGCAUCGAUCAUCGAUCUCCAAACUCGAAAAUUUACUGAGAUGUUUGGGUCUUUUAUCAAACAUGAACGCUUUUUCGUUGUGUUGUCCAUUUAACAAGGAAAUAAGGGUAGAAAUUGUAACAGCCCUUAAAAAGGGAACUUUCGAGUGGUACGAGAACGUACGACAUCAAACAAUGUAUCACGAUCAAGAACCUGAUCAAGAUGCGGAUCGUGUCUUGCAAGAUUUUACAAAUUUAGUCACGGCACUAUUGGUCGACUUGGAACAGGGUCGUAUGUAUUAUAAUAUUCUCUUUGAAAGUACAAACGGUGUACCAUAUUUUUCGAUAGUUUACAAGCAGUUGGAAAAAUUGCUGGCGGAACACGUGACGAAACACAUGGAGAACACUUCCGAGAUCCAAAAUGAACUCGGUGCAAGAGUCACUACUGCUUGUCUUCAACUUCACGGACAAAACAGCGAUGUAGAUUACGUUUUACCACCGGGCGCAGAAAUUGGAACACCAAUUUUUGAAUUUUAUCUAGCAUUGCAAAAUUUUGUCAGUAUGAAGGAAAAGUUACCAUUAUCUGAUCAGAAAUCUCUGAUAAUUUGCAAAUAUUACGAGUUAUUUAGACCAGCAGUUGACAAAUGGUUGGAUCUAGCAAAAUUGAAAGCAGUUCAAAGAAUUAGAAGAGCUACGGAAUUGGAUCGAAUUUGUACCGGUGAUUUUAUAGUAAAACAUUGUACAUCUGCAAUCGACGCAACUGCGUGCUUUUAUCAGAUCAAAGAAUUUUGGAAAAAAUUAGAAUGGCCAGAUCUUGUUGGAUCGUACAGUUUCGUCUCAAAGGUUAUUGAUGCUAUCUGUACUCCUGCUACUUAUUAUGCCGAAAUAAUCCAUAAAAAAUUAGCAGAAUGUGGAUAUUAUGACGACCAGACACCGUAUAAAACUACGGAUGAGAUGUGCGUAGCUAUAAACGGUUUAGAAUAUGUAAGAAGAUGGUUAUUAGAUCUGGGAGAAGAACUUCAGGUUGAGGAAAUUCUAACAGAAUUGGAAAAUCAAGCUGGAGAUUCUGUUCGAGUGCAAUGGAGAAAUGCAUUGACUUUACCAUUGGAACAAACACCCGGACAAAUGUUAGUUUACAUUAAUCAAAUUGUUUCGAGAAUCGGCAUGAAGAUGAGACCAUCUUUGAAGAAAUCAAUGUUUCAUCUUGCCUGGUCACCGGACAGUUUACCGACAUCCGAAGCAAUCAAUCCGUUAUUGGAAUAUUUAGAUGUGCAUUUGGUUGCACUUAAUUCAGCCCUUUUAGCAGUGAAUUUUACGCGUGUCUUACAGGACGUUUGGGAGGUAGUAUUAAGUGAAUUGAGCAAUCAAAUGGAUGGAAAUGCAGGAGACAAGCCAUCCGUAUUUUACGAAAGAUUACACGAUGCGCUUCUUCUGUUGACCAAAUUCUUUCAUGCGGAUGAAAAGGGUCUACCUUUAGGGAUACUUCAUAGUCGAAAUUAUUUAAAUGUGGAUGAACGAUUGAAAUAUCAUACAAUGGAUACGAAUUAUCUUAUUAAUCGUUAUUAUUAUCAACGAUUGCAGGACCAAAUGAACACCAUGACAUCCGAGUAUGGUGUUUUGACAGUAAGAGCAUAUUUGAAUCACGAUUCGCUUUGCGUCGAAGUGAUUAAUGCUAGAGACGUAAUACCGUUAGAUCCAAAUGGUUUUAGCGAUCCAUUUGUAAUAAUCGAAUUAUUACCACGAAAAGUUUUCGAACAUUGUGCUGAACAACAAACUAACGUUAAGAAAAGAACUUUGAAUCCGAUGUUCGACGAGUGCUUCGAAUUUUCCGUAAGCGUUGAACAGUGCCAAAGUCCUGACGCUAUAGUAUUAUUCACCGUAAUGGAUCACGAUGUACUCACAGCUAACGAUUUUGCUGGUGAAGCAUUUUUGGGAUUAAGCACGAUACCCGGUGUAGCUGACACUAAUACCAGUAUAGAUAAUUUUCAUGGCCUCAAACAUACUGAGUUACCAUUAAUGCACCAAAAAAAUCGAAACCAUCCAAUUCUUCAAAUUUUGGAAACGAGAGCCGGUGAUAAGCUAGCCCUCGACUUCGUAAAGAAACAAAAACAACGAUUCGCCACAUCAUAAAAAUGUUGGCAUCAUUCUAAUGAAUAAAAAUCUACUAAAUGCACAGGUUAAGAGAUGGUCGAAGAUAAUAUCAACGGUUAUGAACGAACGAACGAACGAACGAAUGAAUGAAUGAAAAGAAUUUAGCUCGUUAAUAUCUUUUCUCUGGAUAUUUAACGCCAAUUAAUCCUAAUAAUGUCUUGUGUAAAAUAAUCUCACGUGUUUGAAUUUAAAUCAAUGUUUGAUAAGAAAACGUGGGGGGGGGGCGGGAGGAAAAACGAGAACAUCAACACAAAAAUUUAUUUUUUUCUGUUUGGAGGACGAACAAAUUUACUAAAAAAGAAAAAAAAAGAAGAAAAAAAAGAAGAAAAAAAAGAAAAAAUAUGUCUGUGUGAUGUAGUUAACGGUAAAUGUUCAUAAAAAAACAAAAAUUGUCGUCCAACUCGGUAUGUACGAUUUGUUGAAUUUAGAAGGAUAUUAACUAACUAAAAAUAAAAGGGCAAUAAAAGGAAAGAACUGAACUGAAAUGAAAUGAAAUGAAAAGUCUCGUCUUGUCUCGUCUCGUCUCGUCUCGUCUGGUCUCGUCUCGUCUCGUCUCGUCUCGUCUCGUCUCGUCUGGUUUUGACGUAAUGUAAUAUGUAAAAUGUAUAUAUAUGUACCUAUGUUCUUUCGGAUCACCGCUAAAUGAUCGAUCUUAUUCUCGAAAAGUUACUUUAUAUGUUAUACUAUACCUAUUUUGGAUCGUUUCGAGAAUAUAUAAUACUAAAGAAUUAAAGAAAUGAAAAAAGAGAAUAUAUGAUCGAUAUACAAGAAUAUUUUUCUUACUCGUCGUUGGUCAAUAUAAUAUCUAACUUAUUCUAUCUUUCUCUAUAUGCCAGGAUCAAAAAUUCACGACAAUGAUAUCCGAUUACGAAGUUAAAAAAAAUUGUGGCAUGCUAAUUAAAAUAAUAUAUCGAAAGAUUAUUAUUAUUAUUAUUAUUAUUAUUGUAACAAUGUGAAUAAUGUGCGAUUAAAUCGGUAACAUAUUGAAAGAUAAACGACACCACGUCUUAGCACACGACUCUUUGGUGAACGAACAACAACAAAAUCUAUCGAAAAAUCAUGCGAUCCAAAUGGUAAAUGUGAAAAAAAAGAAAAAAAAAAAAAAGAAAAGACCUUGGAAUCGUAAGUUUAAUACAAACAUGGGUGUGUUUACGCCUAAUUUCAUUUGCUCGAACAAUCUCUAUUUUUCCUACUAUCUCUAUAUUUCUCUCUUUCUAUCUUUCUUAUGCGAUUUUAUGAAAAAAAAAAGAAAAAAAAGGAAAAAAAAAAAAAAGAAACGUUUAAUGUCGAGAAGUAGGGGUAUAUAUCUUCUUAUUUUUGUGUGAUGAUUGGGACAAACAAAUUCGUAAUACAUUUAUGAUGUAUAGUUUUAUGGAAGUCGAGGAAAAAAAAAUAUGAAAAAACAUAAAAAAAGAGAGAGAAAGAAGAAGGAGAAGUAUAUAAUAAGAAUACAAAAAAUUGAAAGAGAAACUAAUCUAAAGCGCAUAAUACACGUCAAUUUUUUUCUAAUGCACGUAUAUAUAUAACUUUGCGCCUUCCCCGUGUAUCUUGUAUAUAUACGAAUGAUCAGGAUGUUAUGUAAAACAACAUUUAACACAUUUGACGCGCCUUACAAUAUAUAAAAAAAAAAAAAACAAAAAAAAAAGCAAAGUUUAAU
Molecule: messenger RNA, 6292 nt
Organism: Polistes canadensis
Lineage: Eukaryota; Metazoa; Arthropoda; Insecta; Hymenoptera; Vespidae
Gene: unc-13-4A
Product: BAI1-associated protein 3
Exons: 27
Coding region: 556-4614 (1352 amino acids)
Source: RefSeq, a predicted model, not a curated record